AUGACUUCACUUCAAGAGUUUAAUUGUGUGUUUUGUAAAGAAUUCUUUGAUAAUAAAGAGGAACUGCAGAUCCACUUCAGAAAGCACGGUGAUCCUAAAUUCAAUCCGAGUUCAAGAAUAAAGAACCGUCCUGUUAAUGUAGCUUCCGAUGAGAAACGGAAUGAAGAUGUGGAAAUGGUUAGCUGUGAUGUUUGCACAGAAGAAUUCCCGACAAUUUCUAAAGCCAUUACUCACAAACACAAAGUGCACCCAGAUCACGACGCAAAAUAUUUCUGCCCCUGGUGCGGAAAACUAUUUACGAUGAAGCACUUGUACAACAAACAUUUACAAACAAAUCACAAGGAACUAGAGAGAAGCCAUGAAGUGAACUUUCAUUGCGACAUUUGCAAUGUGGACUUUUUUAUUGCAGCAGCAAUGUUGUAUCACAACAAAUUUUUUCAUAGACAAGACACAAAUUUAUCAUCCAUUGGACAGUCAAAGAAAUUGAAAAUGAUCAAUAAUGAUGUUCUUCAAAUUUUUUACUGUUCAUUUUGUGGUGAUGAAUAUGACAACAAAGUCAAUUUACAUAAACAUAUGUUAGACGACCAUGGUGAUGAGAAUCAAAGUCCUGAAGAUGUGCUUAGGUGUCCCUUAUGUGAAGCUAUAUUCUAUCACUUAGAUGCCUAUGAGUUGCACCUUACUUUUCAUUCAAAUGAUGAUUUAUAUGUUGAAAAAAAUGAAUUAUUUGAACAGUUAACAGAAUUUUCUUUGGAAACUGUGCCACCUCUGAUGGAAAAAGUGGAAAAUGUGGAGAGCCAAGAUGCUGAAAAUGCUUUGAAUGCUGUAGGGCUGGAAAAAUUUCUAGAAAUGGCAAUGGACACGCCAGAUGAUAAUGAUAGCGAUAAGCCAAAAAAAUCUAAAAAACAUAAGAAGCAUAAGAAAUCAAAAAAAUCCGCUAUCACACUUGAUGAGUUCUUGAAUAUGAACAAGGACGUGUUCGGGGAAGGUUUGGAUUUUCAAGGAAUUGAAGAAGUCCCAACUAAAGCUGUAGCAAAAGGACUAAAAAAGAAAAAACUAGAUAAACCAAAUCUCAAGGUUGUAGAAAGUAAAGAUUUAGACAAACUUAAAAAACAAGGGAUUAUAGUUAAAAUGAACUCAAAGAAAUUACCAGCCCAGGCUGUAAUGAUUGGAAAUGAAUUACCUAACAAAUCAUCUCAAAUCCAACAACAAUCAACAUGUCAAACAAAAAUACCAACCACAGAUGAGGUUAUAUCUAAAUUAUUAAAUCAAGGUAACUCACAAAUAAAAAUUGUGAAAAAAUCAUCCCAUGAUAAUAGUACUGACAAAGAUAUUAAAUCAACUGGUGCAGACAAUAUAAACAAAUCUCCAACACCAGAAAAUAUAGAAGUAGAAAGUGAUCUAAUACAUAAUGUACAUAAUUCAUCAGAAACGGAAGCAAAACUAGACACUGAAUCACAGGUGAAAAGUUCUUAUCCACGAAAUGAUGUUAAAAAGAAUAUGCCAAUCGCGUCUUCUUUUCAAAAUUUAGAUGAAAAUCUACAACUUCUAAAUCAUACAAAUUCAAUAUGUAGUAAAAAAUUAGCAUGUGAUGAUGAUGAAACUGAAAAACCAUUUAACAAAGACCUCAUAGAUAAGGACGAAAAUAACGAUAGUCCAGAAAUAAAUAGUGCUAAAUUAAAACCCAAAAUUGUAAGUAAUAAUAUAACUUUAAAACCUUCAAUUUCGGAUAAUUAUCGUGAGAGUGAAGAAAAUAUUCAUAAUCAACCAAAAUGUAAAGGUGAUGUUACAGAUACAGAGAAUGUUACGUCAUCGCCUUCAAAAAAUAAUUCAUCAAAACACUCUUUGGAUGCAUUAAAGCACUUAAGCCACUUAAUAACAGUUAAAUCGGUUAGUGCAAAGGGCAGUCCUCCAGUCCAAACAAUACCAAAUCGACCUGAAACUCCAUCAAAAGACGAGAAAAUGGAAAUCAUUCAUUCAGAAAAUAUUUCUGAUCAAAAUGAUGAAGUAAUGUCCGAAAGUUUGUCUAACAUAGAAACGUCAAAUGGAAUACAGUCAAAUGAAAAGAAAGGUUCGUUUAAUACCAUAGAUGCUUUAAAAUCACUCAAUAAGAAUAUCAUAGUAAAACCAGUAAUGCUUUCACCUAAAAAUAUUACAGAAAAGACGAAUGAUAAUGCUGAUGCAUUAAAAAACUGUAAUACUAUUAAAACUAGUGUCACCACAAUACCAGAGCGGAAACCUAUUGAGCAGAGUACUGUUAAUAUGGAACCCAUUUUAAAACCUCCGAAACCAAGCCCUAAGUUAAAACAAAUUGAUGAUAGUAAUAUUUCUGAAAAAUUAGAAAAACAAAGUGCAAAUGUAAAUCUUCUCAAGCAUUUAACAAAUAUCACAGCAAAACCAAUUAAUAAAAAUAACCAAGUCAGCCCACCAGAAAGAACAAAAAAUAACUUUCAGGUUCUUGAUAAAAAAAGCAUAGCUCAAACAGAUGCCUCAAAGAAAUUAUUAAAUGAUGAUAUUGAAAUAUUCAAUAUUGAUGAUUCUGAUAGUGAUGAUGGAGAUGCAUCAACUCUAAUUGGACAAAAGGUAAACACUACAAAAGUAGUGUCUAAUGAUACAUCCAAUAAAUCUUUCGAGAAAUUAAAAACUGCACAUAAUGUAACAGUAAAAUCACUUAAACAACAAAUGACACAAAUAAAUAAAAAUAUUACAAAACAAAUGCCACCUUCAAAAGAAACAUUACAUAAUAACCCAUGUUCGAUGUCAGAUUUUUCAGACGAAGAUGAUCAAGAUAUGCUAAUGCCAGCAAAUCUAAGUAUUAAUCAAAAAUUAAGUUUACAGAGUUCGAAUAUUCAAGCUCUUAAAAAUUUAGGGAAAUUUAUCACAGUAAAGUCACGAAAUUCUUCCCUGAACGUCCCGUCUAUAAGAGAUUUAGAUUUACAAGAAGAAAUGGAUGAUGCUGAUAGUGAUAACGACUUGGUUCCUGAUAAAGUAAAAAUAACUGAACUUGAUAAUGAUAACUUUAGUGAUGAUGAAGUGAAUGACAGAAAGAUUAAUAAUAAACAUAACUUGAAUGUGUCAGUUCAGUCACCAGAAGCUUCGAAUAGUGAUCAUGAAAACGAUUUUAUGGAUGAUCCUGAUGAAGAGUUGUCUGAUUUUGAAACACAUCUUAAAACAAAUACUCUUAAAAAACCUUCUCUUGAAAAUGCACAAGGCUUAAAUCUGGAAAUAAAAAAAUUAAACAAAAAUGUGACAAUUAAGCCAAUUAACAAAUACAAGAAAGAUGACCAGCCGACAUCAUCAAAAAGUUUAGCAGCAAUUCCAAUAAGCAAUAGCAAAGAAUUAUCCAUAAAACCAUUCAGACAAACCAAAGCAAGUGUAGACAUUGAUACACUAAGUGGAAAAAAUAAUAAUGUAACAAAAGCAAUUCGGACAGUUAAUCAGUCACUCAACCAAAAUGUAGCUUCAAAUAGUCAAGUAAGUACUGUGAAUAAGGAAGUUACUGUAAAAACUUUUGAAACACAAACCGUAAUACAAGAAAUUACGACUACUGUUACUAAAACUAUUAAAACUGUAAAUCAAACUGUAAAACAACAAAUUCAGAGUUCUUCUCAAGUUUCUCAACCCAUGAAAUAUCAAAAAGUUCAGGGUAUGAAUCCUACCCAAAAUGUAAAAAAUAUCCAAGGAGUUACCGUGCGACAAGCGGCACCAAUAACUGGGACAAAAGUAAGGGGUCUCACUCCUACAAGAUUAGCAAUGGGUUCAACUGUAAGGCCUUCUAAUCAAUUAGUACCUGUAAGGCCAUCUUUAAACCCGUUGAGGGCAAACACCCCGAGAAUGCAGGCAGUGAAAAAAGUUGCAAAUCCUUCCUCUAACCAGCUGGGUCAAAAUUUAGUGAGGCCUGUGAAAAUUGCUUCUAAUGUGACAACGAAAAGGGCGUCGGAAGACACAACGGGACAUUUCAGCUGCUUUAAAAAACCAAAAGAAUCACUGAUUCCUAUAUCUGACAUUCCAAAUUUUGACAAUGAACAGAUGAACUCCACUGUUCAUUACACUUCUUCUCAUAGUAAAUCUAACUUCAGCAGCUCUACAAAAACAGUUAGGGGAAAUACAGUUGUUGCUGCUGCACAAAUGAAAACUGAAACGAGUAGUAGUGAUCAUAUAAGUAAACUCAAUAAUUUGUCAGGAUUAAAAAUAGUUAAAACUAGUCAAAGUAAGCAAACAAUGCAAGUUGAAGAGAAAAGCAAGCUUAGUGCAUCACAACGUAACACUUUAGAGGCAAUAGAAAAGUUACAAAAGCAGGGCCUUUUAAUAAAGAAACCUCGUGUAGUAAACAACGAUAGUGAACAUUCAGACAGUGAACAUGAGCAAUACUUAACUGAAGAACCAGAAGAUUAA
Molecule: messenger RNA, 4392 nt
Organism: Chilo suppressalis (striped riceborer)
Lineage: Eukaryota; Metazoa; Arthropoda; Insecta; Lepidoptera; Crambidae
Source: the annotation of a GenBank genome assembly